Messenger RNA from Morus notabilis, 735 nucleotides. RefSeq names its product bidirectional sugar transporter SWEET4. The transcript has a single exon. Gene Ontology annotation, molecular function: sugar transmembrane transporter activity. Gene Ontology annotation, biological process: carbohydrate transport. The record is from RefSeq and is a predicted model, not a curated record. Lineage: Eukaryota; Viridiplantae; Streptophyta; Magnoliopsida; Rosales; Moraceae. The coding region runs from base 1 to 735 and encodes 244 amino acids. Gene Ontology annotation, cellular component: membrane.
AUGGUGUUCAACGCCGACACUAAUCGAAAUGUUGUCGGUAUCACCGGCAACGUCAUCUCCUUCGGGCUAUUUACUUCCCCGAUCCCGACAUUUUACCGGAUCAUGAAGAAAAAGACGGCGGAGGGAUUCAAGCCCGAUCCUUACCUGGCAACAGUUCUUAAUUGUAUGCUGUGGGUUUUCUACGGAACGCCGUUUAUUCAUCCCGGCAGCCUUCUUGUUCUCACCAUAAACUCUGUCGGUCUAGUACUUGAACUCAUUUAUGUACUCAUUUUCUUUAUCUAUUCCAAGAACAAAGAACGCAAAAAGGUAAUCCUUGUCCUUGCCGGUGAAUUCCUCUUCUUUUCCAUUGUCGUUUCGGUAGCAAUUUUCGCGUUUCAAGGCACUAAGAAAAGGUCUUUAUUUGUUGGUAUUAUGAGUGACAUCUUCAACACCAUAAUGUACUCUUCUCCUCUUACUAUCAUGAUGAAGGUUAUUGAUACCAAGAGUGUGAAAUACAUGCCGUUUUCUCUGUCCUUGGCUAACUUUCUUAAUGGUUCGGUUUGGACCGCUUUUGCCCUAAUCAAGUUUGAUAUCUAUGUGCUUGUAAGCAAUGGUAUAGGCGCGAUUUCCGGUGCUGUACAACUCAUGUUGUACGCCUUCUACUACAGAUCUACUCCAAACGAUGAUGAAAAUCAUGAUGGUGAUCAGAAAUUUUCAAGGCCAAAUGAAAUUCAGCUCUCAACAGAAACAGUCUGA